AUGGCUAAUAAUAACUCAGUGAUCGGUGGUGAAUCCUUAAUGCGAAAAAUCAAUGACCAAGUGAUUCUGGUUCAGGUUUUGGUAGCAGCUUUUCUUUGCAUCAACUUUUUGCUAAUCACAACUUUUUUUAUGAAGGCUUUCUUCUACACAACCAUGCGCUACAUCUUAUUUGCAAAUACAUUACUAUCUGAUUGUUUGUUUUUAUUCAUGACUGAUAUCCUGCUCAUCUUGAGCUAUUUUCGUUUUUCCAUACAACUGUGGUUGUGUCUUGUUAUAUAUAUUGUUUUGUCUCUGUACACUUUUGUCACACCAGUUACUCUGACAGCAAUGACCCUGGAGCGCUUUGUGGCCAUUUGCAUGCCCCUGCGGCAUGGAGAACUGUGCUCCACACGCAGCUCUCUGCGCUGUAUCCUCAUCAUUCACAGCCUCAGCUCUGUACCCUGUAUUAUAGUUCUCUCCAUCUUCUUUGCAUCUGCGACCCACCGCUUCUAUACCCAAGACAUAAUAUGUUCUGUGGAGACCUUCAUUUUGUACAGUUGGCAGAGUCAUGUUAGGUCAGCUAUAAGUCAAUUCUACUUCUUGAUUAUGUGUAUUACUAUUGUAUUCUCCUAUGGUAAAAUAACAAAAGUGGCCAAAGCUGCAUCAGGAGAGAAUAAAAAGUCAACAAGGAAAGGGCUCAGAACAGUACUUCUUCAUGCUUUCCAGCUGCUGCUCUGUCUCAUCCAGCUGUGGUGCCCAUUAAUAGAAAAUGCUGUCCUUCAGAAUAAUGUCAUGUUAUAUGUUAAUGUCAGGUACUUUAACUACAUUACUUUUAAUCUUGCUCCAAGAUGUCUGAGUCCAUUCAUUUAUGGCCUCAGGGAUGAAAUGUUUUUUCAUGCACUGAAAUACAUUGUUCUCUGUGGCUUGUAUAAGAAACAACCAUCGGAUUUAUUUUGA
Micropterus dolomieu (smallmouth bass) is the source of this 936-nucleotide messenger RNA. RefSeq names its product odorant receptor 131-2-like. Gene Ontology annotation, biological process: G protein-coupled receptor signaling pathway. The coding region runs from base 1 to 936 and encodes 311 amino acids. The transcript has a single exon. Gene Ontology annotation, molecular function: G protein-coupled receptor activity. Lineage: Eukaryota; Metazoa; Chordata; Actinopteri; Centrarchiformes; Centrarchidae. The record is from RefSeq and is a predicted model, not a curated record. Gene Ontology annotation, cellular component: membrane.